Molecule: messenger RNA, 2385 nt
Organism: Stegastes partitus (bicolor damselfish)
Lineage: Eukaryota; Metazoa; Chordata; Actinopteri; Pomacentridae
Gene: calub
Product: calumenin b
Exons: 7
Coding region: 90-1067 (325 amino acids)
Cellular component (GO): endoplasmic reticulum
Molecular function (GO): calcium ion binding
Source: RefSeq, a predicted model, not a curated record
CUGACGGUGGCUAAUUGGGAAUAGCGGUCGCCAACUGUUGCUGUCCGGCUGUAACUCACAAAUGUCGACAAGAUUUAUGACUUCCAGCCAUGCAGACACGGUGUUUGUACAUGAGAAGGAUGGAGCUGCGGCCACUUGUCAUGUGCUUUGCUCUCUGUGUGGUUUAUGCCACCAGCAAACCAACAGAGAAGAAGGACCGCGUUCACCACGAUGAGCCUCUCAGCAACCGAGAGCACGAUGACGCAGAUAACUUUGACUAUGACCAUGAAGCCUUUCUUGGACAAGAAGAAGCCAAGACCUUCGACCAGCUCACACCAGAGGAGAGCAAGGAGAGGCUCGGCAUGCUGGUUGAACGUAUAGAUGAGGAUAAAGAUGGCUACGUGACUGUUGAGGAAAUGAAGAGGUGGAUCAAACAUGCACAGAAGAGGUGGAUCUAUGAUGAUGUGGAUCGACAGUGGAAGAGUCAUGAUCUCAACGGGGACAACAUGGUGUCCUGGGAGGAGUACAAGAACGCCACAUAUGGAUACAUUCUUGAUGACCCCGACCCUGAUGAUGGCUUCAGCUACAGGCAGAUGAUGGCUCGUGACGAGAGGAGAUUCAAAAUGGCUGACCACAACAAUGACAUGAAGACCGACAAGGAAGAGUUCACAGCCUUCCUGCACCCUGAGGAGUAUGACCACAUGAAAGACAUUGUAGUGCUGGAAACUAUGGAAGACAUUGACAAGAACGGAGAUGGUUUAAUUGACCUGGAUGAGUACAUAGGUGACAUGUACAACCAGGAGGGAGACAACACAGAACCUGAGUGGGUGAAGACAGAGAGGGAGCAGUUUACUGAAUUCAGAGAUAAAAACAAGGACGGGAAGAUGGACAAGGACGAGACCAGAGACUGGAUCCUGCCCAGUGACUACGACCACGCUGAGGCCGAGGCCAAGCAUCUGGUGUAUGAGUCAGAUACAGACAAAGAUGGCCGUCUGACCAAGUCAGAAAUCGUGGAGAAGUACGACCUGUUCGUGGGCAGCCAGGCGACCGACUUUGGAGAGGCUCUGACUCGACAUGACGAGUUCUAACGUCCCCCCCUUGCCUCCAGAGACUGUGUGCUCGCCUUGUGUACAACAUUACUGACUCAACAGUAGAUGGAGUAUUUUUAAACAAGAGGAGCUCGUCUAAUCCAGCGCCACGGACAAUAAUUUAUUUGAUUUCUUGAAUGUGUCCCAUUGUACACACACACUAACGUUCUAAGUAACGUGUACAUGCUUGACCACAGUGUCCUCACGUUCAGUUGCACCUCAUUGGGAUAUAUCGCCAGCCUUUGCUCUGCUUCCACACGCUACCCUGUCCGCGCCCAGAUCAGGCAGCGGACUAGAAGUGGUAGUCAACACUUUUCCUUUUCCCCUGAAAGAAUGAUUUUUGUGAAAUAGCCAUGUUUUGUUACAAAGCCUUUUAUAGAUCAACAAGGUUCAGGCUUGCCGUCUACACAGGAGUUUGCCACACCAUUUCCUUUUGCAAUGCACUGGACUGACUUUGUCGUCAUCAGAAUGUGUAACCCUACUCCUCUGUGUAGUUGGGUCCAAAUUGAAAACGCUAGUCGCUCAUUCACUUGUUAGAUGUUUUUUUUUCACUUAUUGAUGCGGUAAUGCUGGAGUACAGGAAGUGUGGAGUAAAUACUAAAUCCAGUGACAAUGAAGACCAUUUGGCCUAGUGCAAUACAGUACCAUGAGUGGGACCCUGCUGUGUUUGCUAUACUCGUCCCCAAAGCAUCCAUGUAAACACAAACUGUCCUACUGUUCUUUUAUUUUUAUUUUUUUGACAAGGGCAAGUUGUGUUGAAGGAAUCUAGAGGAUUUUGAGACUGAUGGAUGCUUUGUACUCAAAGCUGCCUCCUUUUUUUUUUUUUGUCUUUAUCACCUCAAUAGUGUGUGUGUGUGUGCGUGUGUGUUUGUGUGUGCAUGUGAACCUGUGUGUACAUAUAUUACUUGUAUUCUUGAUGACUUACUUCCAAUUUUUUGUUGUUGUUUUUUGAUGUUUUGUUUGAUGCAGCUGCAACUACUAACUCAUUUGUGUGCCAAGCAAAAAAAAUAUACUGUCCUAUUUUGUAAGCAGUUUGGAAGAAAAAAAAAACGUUCCUCCCUUCAGAUAUUAUCCUUCCCAAAAUAUGUUUGUUAUGCUUGUAUUCUCACUACCACCAUUUAUAACCACUGUUAAUAAUUUUUAUGGCAUAGUAUAAUGUAUAUGAUAAUGUUUUUUUUACAGGCUCACUGCAGCAACAAGUCUUUCACUAGUGACUUUACUGUAAAUAAGUUGUUGUUCUGCAAAUUGAGCACUCUAACAAUCAGGUCCAGUUUUUGUGAUUGAGAAUAAUGUCUCAAUAAAUACAAACAGAAAUGGA